This is a messenger RNA of Vespula pensylvanica (western yellowjacket), 975 nucleotides long. RefSeq lists its product as uncharacterized. NCBI's taxonomy places the organism in Eukaryota, Metazoa, Arthropoda, Insecta, Hymenoptera, Vespidae. The record is from RefSeq and is a predicted model, not a curated record. Bases 106 to 969 code for a protein of 287 amino acids. The transcript has 4 exons.
AGACGGUAUCAUAUAUUUUAUCGAAAGAGUGCGGUCACUGACAACGAACGGAUAUGCAUAUCGGUAAAACAAAGAGGGAGAGAAUCAUGUUCAUUUUUCUUUGGUAUGCGUAAUGUGUUUAUCGAAUUUAUCGAAAUUUUUUCUUCGUCAUUCGGUACGCGAGUAAUCAAACGACGAACACGAAAAUAUAGACAUAAAAUCUUUUUGCCACAAAUUAUUCGUUUUCGUUGUAUUAACACAUUAGUUUCUUCUUCGAAUAUAAUCGUCUUUUCAUUCGGUGAAAUAAUAAUAAAAAUGUCGGUGAUCGUUCAUUACGCAGUCGUUGCAUUUUGGGAGAAAUCUGGUUGCAAGAUCGUCGCAGAUUACUUGGUCGAUCCCGAAGCCGAUUGUCGUGAAAUUGCUUUAACUACGAUACAGGACAUUAAGAAUCUUGAAAACGACAGGACCAGCCUCGAUCGGGGCAAAUAUAUGGUGCAUCUAUUGAUCGGAGAACUACAUUAUGCUUGUUUGACAAUAAAACCAGAAUCUUCAUUGGCAGUAUCCCGAUUAGAAUCCUGUUCUCAAAUCUUUCUUGACAGGUUGAGAAAUAUUUACAGAGAGUUACCGAUACUUGCUGAUCUAUCGAGGGAUCUAACUAAUCUAGCCGUCGCAGAUCUUUCUAAACCACUUCAACAAAUUAUUGACGAAUACAAUCAGCAGGAAUUAAACGCUAUACCAAAAUUGGAGACCCAAUUAGUCGAAAUACGACGUAUGUUAAUGGAUGGUAUUCAAAAAUUGAUAGACAGGGGUCAAAAGUUGGAUGAUCUACUUCGAAAGACGCAAACUUUACAAAUCACGUCGAGGAAAGAUUUUCACGUGGCUACAAAGAUACCACGAAAGAAGAACGUUUUCUUGGCUGCCACAGCAGCCACACUGAUGUUUUUAUCAACAUCCCUUUUUGUUUUUUUAUUGUACAUAGGUAUUUUGUAAAAUUUU